UCACGUGAGGGAGGCGGCGAGCGCCUGGAAUGGGUAUAAUGCCAGGGAGCGGCGAGGACGACGACGUUGACGUCGGCGCCGUGAUUUGAGCCUGGCGAUGCCGCCUCAGGAGCCCUGAGGGAAAUGUUAGCGACGAUGCCAUGGGGCAACGCGAGGAGGGAGGAGGCGACGACCGCGCGCUGAGCCGCCUUCAGUUCGCUGCGCGGCGGAGGCGGCGACAGUUGGGUCCCUCUGCGCUCCGAUGGCCGCAGCGGAGCCGAGCCAGGACGCGGUGCUUCAGUUCCUAUCGGAGCGGGGAGGUCGGGCUCGCAACGCCGACCUGUUGGACCACUUCCGAGGCUACCUCAACUCCCCCGACCAGCAGCGCCGCUCGCGCGCCAGGGAGCGCUUCAAAGAGAUGGUCAACGCCGUGGCUACCGUGAGGCAAGAGCCCGGCUCCGGGGCCAAGUACGUGCAGCUGAGGAAGAAGUACAGGGUCGCCGUUGCCGUCGUGGCCGCCGAGCCGGCUGAGGAACCCGGGGGGCCCCGGCUGCCCCCCGAGCCUGGCGGAGAUGGCGAAGCUGCCCGGCGAGAAGCGGGGGAGCCCCAGAAGGAAGAGGAGGAGGUGGCGGCGGCGGCGGCGAAAAGGAGCCUCCCUGUUGCUGUGGAGGAAAGCGGACCCCGGCAGCUUGAGGCGCCCGAUGCCGCUGAGGUGCCUCAGGCGACCCCUGGAGGAGGAGGAGGCCAGGAGGGGAGAGAGGAGCAGGAGGACAGCCGCUCUCAGCACGGGGAGCCAGAGCCGGGCAGUGGCGAGACCCCGCCUGAGGACGACUCCGCCGCCGCCGCCUCGGGGGUUGCCCCCGCGGCGGCCCCCGCCACCACCCCGCGUUGCGCGCGCAAGAACUUCCGCGAGCGGAUGCUGGGCAGCUCCCCUCAGCUGAAGCGCGGCGGCGGGCUUGCCCCUCGCGGGAGCCGCUCCACCGCCAGCGGGGGGGACUCGGACAGCGCCUCGCUGGCGUCGUCUUCUGCUGAGGACGAGGGCGGCAGCAACUCGGGCGCCUCGGUGGCCCUGGACCCCCUGGAGCACGCGUGGAUGCUGUGCGCUUCGGACGGCCGCUGGGAGAGCCUAGAGGGCCUGCUGAGCUGCGAGCCGUCGCUGCUGUGCAAGCGGGACUUCAUCACGGGCUUCACGUGCGUGCACUGGGCCGCCAAGCACGGCCGCCACGAGCUGCUGGCGCUGCUGGUGAACUUCGCGCAGAGGCACCGGCUACCCGUGGACGUGAACGCGCGCACCAGCGGAGGCUACACGGCGCUGCACCUGGCCGCCAUGCACGGGCACCUGGAGGUGGUCAAGCUGCUGGUGGGUGCCUACGACGCCGACGUGGACGUGCGCGACUACAGCGGGCGCAAGGCCGCGCACUACCUGAGCCGCAGCACCGCCGACGAGGUGCGCAGCCUGGUGGGGGCCCUGCAGGACGAGGCCGACGGCGGAGCGACCAACGGCAGCGGGCGCUGGAGGCUCUCCAAGGUGCUGCCGGCCAACCUCAUCUCCUAUAAGCUCUCCCACCACCUCCUGCCCCACCACGGGGACGAUGGGGAGACGGGAGACGGGGCUGGAGCGCCCGGCAAGGCUAAAGAACUGAGCAGGAAAACCUCGGGCAGCGGGAGGAUAAAACCGCGGCUCAACAAAAUCCGCUUCCGGACCCAGAUCAUCCACACCACUCCUUCUUUCCGCGGGGAUGCAGAGGAGGAAGGUCAAGAAGAAAGGUCCCUAAAAUCCUCUUUCAAGCUCAGACCUAAGUCCAAUGUGUUCGGGUAGAACAAGGAGUGUUAUUUCUUGUACCUGAAUGGGGCAGGGUGUGUGGGUGGCUGAGUCUAAUGCCACUUCCUUUGCCGGGAUGGAGCUGUUUGAGGAUAAAUCUACCUGGGACAAUGCCUUUAACUGCUAGGCAGGCACUGGGCUAAGUACGGUAGGAUAAAUACAGAGUAGGACUUGAGGGCGUAAACAAACAUUAGCUAGUAGCCUACUGUGGUUGUUGGCAUUUCAAUAACUCACCAAACUAACUGAAACACUAUUUUACUUUAACAUUUGAGAUUUAAAUAUUUCUACUUGGAUUAAGUUUUGUCUGGUUACAGUCCCUGGAGCUGCUAUGUAUGGAGGGUUUUUAUGGUCCAGUUCUUACUGAGGUGGGUGUGGCUAGGUUGAACCUUUAAGGCUUGCAUGUGAUGAGGGCUUGUUCACCUACAAGCAAAAUCUCUGCACAUGGAAAACUACCAUGUGAAGAAGGCAAAGCUUUAACUUUUCCUCUGACAUCUUGUUUUCUCUGUGGAAGGAUUUCAUUUUUAAAAAUUAGUAUGGAAGAUUAAUUACACAAGCUUUUGCUGAAGUGGUAUUACACAAGUUCAUUCCACAAUGAGAACUAUAUUUGUAAGGGCCUAACUUGAGAUCCUUAGCUAUUGUAGGGUCAUUUAUUGGUGUUAUACAGAGGGAAGAGAAUGCAAGUGUGGGUGGCAUUCAUAGAAGCUAAGUGAACAGGCAGGAGUUUAGUUAAGCUUUUCCCAUGGCUACCAAUUCUUCCUUGAAAUCCUCAAUGUUACAAGAUUUCUCCUGGCCAGAAACAAUUUCUGAGUCCAGGUAGAAGGGAGUGGGAGUGUUACAAUGCAUAAGGGGCAAAGGAAACACAGUAUUGGAAAUGCUGUGGUGCCUUCCUAACACCAUAUAGUUUAGCCCUAAUGCUAAGGGACAAGUGUUUAAGAAUGCAUAGGUAAGAGUAUGUAUUCUAAAAACAUUGCCUGACAACUACAGUACAGGCUGAGUUUGUGACUGAGAAGCACUAAAGUUGGCCAUUAAUUUAGAGGGAAAGUGAUUAUACCUAAAGGUACACCUUUUUAUUUUUAUACUUUUGAGUUUUAAACAUACUUUUCCUAUUGAGUACAUUGCCUUGGAAGUGCUAACAGUACCCGAAGGUAACUUUAUUUUGUUGUGAGACAGGGCUCUCAGUAGCUAUCUAGUUGAGGUGCAAUUGAAUAUAAUUUAAUUUGUUAAAUGAUUAGUUGCAAAGUAAAGAGAGCGAGAGCUAUGCUGCUAUGUGCUCAGUGAGACUUUUCCUCCAUCAGCUCUAGAAAGGGCUUGUUUCAUUCUUGUUCGAUGGGAGACUGCUGCAGACGAAUUUACUAUAGAAUCUUUAAGAAGCAAUCUUGUAUGCUAGCUCCUAAGUGCACACAAUGGUUGCCUGUACAGAAGACAGGUUCUGCAACCCAUCUUUCUCUUCCUUCCCCUCUGCAGCCCUAGCAAUCCCUCUUUGUCCCAAAAGAAUCUUCACUUCCACCCGAUUUCAGGUGAUUACUCACUCUUACUCUAGCCCAGUACUACACUUCCCAGAGUGUUUAAGACCUUCCAACCCUCUGGAGCAGUUUUUCAGGUACUAAAGGAGGAAAGAGACUGGUUGUGUGAGCUGGCUUCCACUUGUAUGGCGUCUGAACAUGUCAUUUGGGUUUAUCUUGAAGAAAAGUGCUAGUGCAUUUAACCAUUAAUAAUGAAAGACAUGUUUUAUUCAGAAGGUAUGAGCAGGAGACAUUCAUAGCACUAUAACAAAAAAUUCCCAUAUAGUGUUCUCAUUAAAUGGAUUCCCUUACACUCUGAAACACACUUGCUGUGUGAUCCAGAGAUCAGGAGCAGCACAGGGACACCAGUGGUACACCAGUGGAAACAGUGUCUGUUGUGUUAAGUGUGUAUAUGAGGAUAAUUAUGGGGUUUGAUAUGACCAUUGCACAUGUGUUCUCCAGUUACUGAAUGUGAAAUGUCAUGUGCGCAAGCUUAUGCACAUCAAGUACAAUGGAUAAUGCAUGUAAAUAUAAGAGCACAUGGAUUGUGCUUGCUGGAGCCUGUUACAAAAUGUCUUGGAAGCUUUCUUAUGUCUUCCUUGGCAUGAAAGUUACUUAACCGUUCCCUCUUUUGAACAGGGAAUAAAUGUGUUGUAGAAAAGCACCAACAAAACUUUAUAGCUUGAAACUUGAAAAAAAAUGCUUUAAAAAUACUAAGAAUAAUAUUUGAGGGGAAGUUCCCAAUGUCAACUGUUCAAAAGUCAACAGUUCUAGCAAAACAUGAAUAAGAGAUCUGUGGUAUAAGCACUUUCUCUUCAACAAUAAGGAUAUUGGGGCUGGACCUCUGAUGCUGCUGAAAUGAAUAUAAAAGUCAAAAUGCUGCCAAGUAAAUGCUAAAGCAUGUUUCUCAGAUUUUCAGAUACUUUGGAACUGUUAUGUUAAACACUUAUCUAAGGGAAUUAGAAGCUGUUUUUAAACCAUGGAAUAUGAACAGUACUGUUUAUGAAAGCAGCUUUGGAUGUUAUCAUGUGAGGUUCCAUAAACCACAGUAGUUGUGCAAGGCCUCUUACUGUGCCAUUUUAGAUGUUUUGCUAAGGAGAAUGUGUAUUUAAGCGAACACUCUCUCUCUUCACAACUUACUCUUUGGCAGAAGCAUAACAAGAGGCCAUGUGCAAAUUCUUUGCAGCUUGCAUAUCCACUUGAAUUAAUAUCUGAAACUUCUGAGUAACCUCUUCAGUAACUGCAGCUUUAACUUCCUGAUAGACUAUAUAAAUCCAAGCAAUGCUUAGGGUACAUAUAAACAGGAAUAUGAAAAACUUUUGUGUUGUGAACAUUUUUAUUAUAUUCUUCCAAAAGGUCAGUGAUAGGAGUCACUGACGGAGGAAGGGGGGUGCGGGUAGUGCAGCCCACCCUGGGUGUCAUUCCUGGGGUGUGUGACAUAGCCAUGGGUGGCGCCCCCUGGGACACUUGCUGUGGGUGCCAUCGCACUGCCCCCAUGGGCAGCUCGCCCCACCCCCACGGUGCCAGAGCAGCUAGCUCUGCCUCUGAUAGGAGUCUGACAAAAGUUAUGAAGUCAAACUGCUUACAAAACAUGCCAUUGAUACUGGCCUCAUUUGUUAGCAUGUAGUGCUAAGCCAAAUUAUGGGUUAGAAGAAGCAGGCAUGGUGGUACACGGUGAGAAAAACACAGCCACUUUGUUCCUGCUGCUGUCAUGCUACUGGGGGCUAAGCCAUGGUUUGGCUUAGCAUUAUAUCCCAACCUGGGAUACAAACCCCUAGUGGCAAGCCAAUAACAAACCUUGGUCAUAGUUUGCUUGAAGCGAGGCAAGCCAUAAGACCAGGUUCAACUGAAACAUAAAGCCAAGUCAUAACUCUGCUCCAAAUUAUAUGGGAGGAACAAAGUGGCAAAUUAUUUUCUCACUAUAUACCAACAAACUUGCUUGUUCACACUAAACCACAAUUUGGUUUGUAUUAUGCAUGAAUGAGGCCACUGUCUAAAAUCCUUACUGGAAGAAACUGAAUGAUGAAGAACAACUUAUUGUACAAGCCUCUUCUGUAUGCACACAAGCUAGAACAAAUGCAAAGGCAGUAUCAGUUUUAAUUUGUAAGCUAUAAUUACACGUGCCUUUUGUAAAACAAAGCAAACUACAGUACAGAAGAGAGGAGUGUAUUGAGCACUUCCACUCACAUUUCAAUAGGAAGGAUGCCAGUGGUGUCUCCAUCUUUCUGCCAACAUGUAACUUAUUGUAGCAAAAGAAAUGUUCCAAAGUGUCACUCUGCACUACAGCACUAGAUGUUUAAUCUUUGUAGCAAAUGAUACAGAGCUUGACAAUUCUGCAGUGCAGAAUACUGUCUGAAGUAGAAUAUCCUUGCAGGUUUAUUUAAAAUAACCUGAAUAUUGCUAACUUCAGCUUUCUUGUAUGAUCUCUAAGAGGAAUAUGUUCCAUACCAUUCUAUUUUUAAAUGUUGACUGUCUGCCAAAUUUAAAGUACUGGUAUAGCUGUCACAAUGUUGUAUUUUUAUAGGUACUGUAUUUAAAUGUUGAUCUAAGAGAUAAAUACAAAAACUUGCAUAUACUGUUAGCCUUUAGUUUUUGAUUAUAGAGAUUUUUUAUCUUUUAGAUUCUUGGAGUGUUGUUACUUAAGGUACUAUAGCAAUUUCAGCAACUUUGUUCACUAACUAAGGGCUCAGUCAUAAACUAGUGAUACAAUAAUUGGUAGAUAUUAUGUGAAACUGCAUCAUAGUGUACAAUUCCAAACGUUUACUAGUAAAAAUCAUAAAGUGCAACAGUUUGAUUCUAAACACUAACUUAAUACUGUGGGGCUUUCUUGUAUACAGUACAGUAUGUUCCUUCUCCCACAACUGAAGGGGAAUUUGUCACAGGGUAACUUCUGGUGAAGAACUGGCUUUUGGUGUCAUAGUAUUGGGGUUUCUAUUUCUAUGGCUGUGUUUGGACAUAACACUAAGUCACAACUUAUGCUUUUUUGAAUCAUACUUUUUCCAAUUUGCGUCUUCCUUAGUUGUGUGGAUAACAAACCACAGAUCAGCCAGCUUGGUAUUACAUCUAGACCAGCAUUCAUGGUUUGUUUUUUCUUCUAAUGCUUCAUACGUGUGCUGGCUCAGAUGCAAUGCUAAGCCUGCUGCUCAGUGGUUUGUUAACCCACUCAGUUAAGGGAGGACUAAAGAAGGAACAUUGCAUUCUGCUCCUGUUCAGUGUGGUUAGACAAAUCCUAUUUGGGAGCCUAGUAAUACAGCUGAGUACAGCUGAAUUAUGGGUGGAAGAUGCACAUGAAGAUUCUUCCCUUUUUUGUAGUAUCUUCAACAGAUUUCACUCAGAUUAACUUCAGAAUUAAAUUGCACAAAUAAUGUAGAACGCUAGCAAAGUUCCGCAUUAGACAUAUUCUAUAUUUACAGGUGGCCAGCAUAUACUUUACUUUCCAAUUAAAUUAAGUUUUUUUACCUAUUGACUUCACAUUCUCUCGUCACUGCAUUUUAAAAGUGUUUCUUCAGAUCAAAUGCUUCUGCUGAAGAAAACAGUUGUAUUGUAUUGGUAUUUGUGGCUUUACCAGUACACCAACACUUAAAUGUUGUACAUGUCACUGGGUAUGGUGUGGUACAAAAUUGGAGUCUAACCUUAAUAAAAACGGUACACAUUUUCAGCUAUCUCUUUCUGAUAGAAGUGUGAAAUAAUAGAGUUGCAAUCUAAUGUCUGCUAACUUGGCAAGUCCCACUGAAAUCAUUGGGAUUUUAUUCUAAACAAGCAUGUACAGAACUAGAUUAUCAUUAUUUUUACCUCAUACCUGAAUCCUUUGUGGUAUAAUUGUCUCUAAGACUAUUGGUGAAAACAAAUUUUAAUAUGUGCCUGAAUGAAUGGUUGAGUGAAGAAUCACUGUAAAAACAUCACUUUCAAUGAAAUAAAAUGUCAUGUUCUUUUUAUUGUGGAGUUAUGUUUGUAUUGUGCCUACUCUUCUAAUAAUGAUCUGCAGCAAUGCUGUAGUUGUGGGGAUGGAAUAAAGAUAUUGAGUUUUUCUUGUAAUAACCACAUACAGUAGUACUAAUUGCCUAGGCCACCUUUAGUGACAUUUAAUUUUGUAUCAGUUACUCAUCUGUGGAUUAUUUCGCGUUCUUGGCUCAGAUCUGAGAGAUCACAACUUGGAUAAAUUAUGACCCUCCCACACUCAAUUAGGAUAGGCAAGGUGCUAUUAUUUUCAUUAUAUCCAUGUUUUUCUUUAGGUUAAGCAUCCUAUAUGGAGCUUUUUGCUCAAUGUCUGACAAGUCAACAUGUGUGGUGGGGUUUCACAACAUGGCUCUAAGAUUUGCUGGUCUUGUUUAACAAAUUUGAGUCCCUCCCCUUGCACUGCCACCACCAUUCUUGGAUUAUCUUUGUGAUGUAUUUUUAUUUAGAGUUAUUGAAUUGAUACUAUCUAUAUACUUGGAUCUGUUAAUACUGAAUUUUCUGUAAAGGUUAGAAUGUCAUCUUUUCUCAUCAUUAUUUGCUCCAGUUCUUUAUGGACUCCUGUCAGUUCACACACAGGUAUCUGUCUGCACCUACAUCUGCACCUGUGAUUAAGACAAAGUAUUCAUUCAGUAUACUGUAGUGUAUCUGCAUCACUAAUGCACAAUUGAAAGGACAACACUUGCUAAAGUGUAUGUGUUCCAUUCUGGUUUUCAGCAUUCAAAAAUUAUGUCACUGGUUUUAGAUUAACAUGUACUGUUGAGAGCAACAUGGUUCAAGCAACUAUUAUUCAAUAUUUAUAAAGUACAGCACAUGCAUGAACAUGUUCAGGCCAUCCCUACCCAUAGAUGUAGCAUAACACAAUGAAAAAGGAAGAGCAGAGGAAGGCAAGCACUGGAGCAACAGUGCUUCCUGAGAUGGAGGGGGGGUGCAACUUCACUCCCAAAUCACCUGCCUGGAGGAAGAGCUCAGACUCAGCUCUGCAGUCCCAGGCAACUGGUACCAGUAGUUGGAGCAGUGUGUGCUUUCUCAUUGGGAAGAGGAAGCAAGCUCCUGGCAGCUGCUCCUUCAUUGGCUAAUGGAUGGGUUAAAGUUGGUGUCUACUCUUGCCAUGGAAAUCCAUUGGGGAAGCUGUGUGUGCAGCUUGCCAUUGGCUCUUAGCAAACUGACUGGUGGCAGAGGCCAGAGUAUGUCUCCCUUUAGUUCUGUAAUCCUAAGGCAACAUAAAUCUAAAAGCCACAUUUAAGCAUUAAUUCUGUAUUAAAUAAAUGCAUGAGUCACUGAUGAAAAAUGCAAGCAUUUCCUAACAUGCACGCGAUGAACAAUAGAUGUUUGAUAUCCUAGCCAAAGGUUGAAUAGCUUCCCAGUAUGUUAAAGGUCAACUUUAUUAAGUGUGUGUGUGUGUGUAACCCUGAUUAAGCUCUACUUCAUUCUACUAUAAAUUUUACUGAAGAAAUCCAAAAUAAAAACAGCUCCAGCUCACAUUCUUUCCUAAUGAAACUAUACGGUGUGUUUUGGUCAAGUAGCAACCUGGAAAUGAGUCAAACCUGCUUGUCAAGAAUAUAGGAGUCUGACGUGCCAUUGGCCUGAUCUGGCAGGCACUGCUUAAGUCCGAUGAGCAACCUGAAUAGGCUUUUAAUAGCAAGAAAUUGAAUUUUCUACCUGAGCUCUCAAUGGAAUGAGUUCAGGAAGCGUUUUUUCACUUCCUUUUGUAUAUCAUCCACAUAUACAAUUUAUCAUGUUGCUGAACAUUUAUGAAUAUCAUGUACCUAAUAAUUUUGGCAUCACAGGUGUUAGGAAAAUAAAACUAGUACAGUAGUAACAUAGACUUCAUCGUUCACAUGUAAAUAAAUAGGAUAUGUGAAACUAUGUACUGUUCUAACCUACUUUCUUUGCCAAAGUCGGCUUGCAUGUUUUCAUCUUUUUCCUGCUACAUGCUCUCUAAAAAUACCUGUUUUUGUUUAUCACCAGUGAUUCAAUUACGUGUAGGUGGUGGGUGCUGGAAAACCAGAGAGAGGGAACAUAAAAGGGAGAAGUUGGAGAAUGAAACAAAACUGAAAUUCCCCUAAGUGCAGUUGUAAAAAUCCCCACUAAGUAAUCCAUGAAAACUUUGUUGAUAAGGAUUUAUUAAGCACCUGGGUUUUCUUUGGUCUCUUGUCCUGGAGGCAACCACAUGUCCCAACUAUUUUGAUGAUAUAGGACUGCAUUGCUAAACCAUACACCAAAAAGGAAAGUCCCAAAGGUGCUUAGAAAUUUAUUUAAAUAGAAUCUUACGCUUGACAUGCUUUGAGUGUUGCUGGGUGUUCUGUAAGGAAUUUCAGGCUGAAUUGAUUCCUCUUCUCUCUUCUUAUUCUUUAGCUCUCAGUGAAGAAUGGGUGUAGUGCAGUGGCUAAUAGAUUGACAUAUGAAAAAAAGUACCUCCUAAAGCCUAAUUUGCUUUAUCUCUACCAUGAGCUCACUAGGUGGUCUGUGGCCUUACAACUAGACGGUGCACAAAAACUGCUUUGGAACAGUUGAAAACACUAUACAAAUGUUAAAUGUGAUAAUAAUCAUCAGCAAGUAGUUUUUGAAGAUGAGCCAUCUGAGUUCAAAACAUGUUUUGUGUUGGAUAUUGGUGGCUUUUUCUGAUUAAAAAAAGCCAUCUUGAUCACAACUGGGAUUUGGUGUGCAUGUGUACACAUGAAUUCUUAUAAGAGCCAUAACCGCCAACCCAAUUUUCAGAAUUAAGAAUCAGCACUCUGCCUUUAAGAGUCUGGAAAUAUUUGAGGUCAGGGAAAAAGAACACCACUCAUGUUCCAAACAGAAAGCAUUUGCUGAUAUGUUGCAAUUCUGAGCUGGAACAUGUAAAGAGCACUCAUAUAUAAUAUAGUUACUGGAAUGUGUUGAUUACGACUAUUUGCUGUUCAGAAAUCAUUUUGUAAACUCACUGAAAAGGUCACAGCUUAUCUUUCUUUAAAAAAAAUAAAAGGCAGAGAUGGGGCGUUGAAGCACAGUGUUGUUGUUUCUUAUUCCCUAGCCUACAAUUAUUCCUUCUGCAGCAGCCUUAGCCAACCUGGUGUCCUCCAUAUGUUUUGGACUACAGCUCUAAAGCAGCUGGAACACAUCCAUAUCUUAACAUUGAAAAAAUACAAAAAAAUACAAAAAUAAAACAUACCUUAGUGUUUGUAUACAAUCUGCGGAACAGGGGUCAUACACAUAUGUAACCCCUGCUGCCUGAAGCAGGAAAUGGAAAGCUUAAUAUACAGUUCCACCACAGGUAACACCCUAGUUAAUCAAGGCUAUUGAAAUUUUAGAGUUACAUGCAACCUCAAGAUCCUGAAAGUAAUAUAAUUUGUAUUUUUCUGUAUUUUUUCAAUGUUAAGAUAUUAUGGACUGUAUAGACUCGUGUUCAUGCUGGCCAUUGGCCUUAAUAUAAUGUAUGACAUAAUUAAUGAUAUAUAUUUAUUCAAUUUAUUUUUUUGUAGUUAAAAAACUGAAGAAGACCGAAGCGAAACAGUAUGAUUACCUUGGGUCACUGUCAUCAUAUGUCAUUAUAGUUUAUAAAGAUAAAAAUAGAUAUAUAUUUCGCCCGUUGGAAUUGGUCGACAUGUUGCCUCUUUUUUUGGUAUUUUGGAUGCAUUGUAGCUAGUCUUGGGAUGGUGGAGCUAGCUGGUGGGAGUGAAACAGUGACACAUACACAGCUUUUGUCCAUCUAGCAUUUAUCUCUCAAGGUGUUAUGAUUUGGCACACCUUUUGUAAGCUCUUAAACCGUAAAUAUGCAUGUGCUCUGAAUUGGUACAAUAUCUAUUUGUACAAUAUCUACAUGGCCAAAAGAUAGAUAUUAUUCAAAACGAUGCCGUACCCUCCUCUACUGCUAAAAUCUGCCCUCAAAGGACUGGUCUUGUGUGAUAUUUGCAUAGAUGCGUCUUCAGAGAUUCCCAAAAUGUUAUUUAAAGGUGUAUAAAGCCAAUCAAUGCACAUUCAUUUACAUAGUCACAUAAUUCUUUCUUGUUUGAUUUGAAGUGACAGCUGAAGCUCAAUCUCUGUUUUGUUUAAACUUAUGAGAAAGGAGAGUUUAAGGAGGGAAGCAGCACAAUAUUCCUCUCCAAAAUAAAGCUGGAUCCCUCAGGGAAAGGCACAUAAAGCUCUUAAGUAGAUCUGUGAUGGUUUGGGAGUAUUCAAAAGAGCAAGAUUUGAGAAGCAGGCUUCAGCAGCCAGGUCCCUGCAGUUAUUCGAUAAACCCCAGAUACACCUCAUAUGACAACACAGUGAACAUUCAAAGCAUGACUUGCUAUAAUUGGUGGGAUCCCCCAACUAUUUAAACAAACAGGGAAGGAAAACAAACCCAUUGUUGUUUGAAAAGGUUUUGCAUGUGGAAGCAAUUCUGAAUGCUACUAUGGCCACAACAGCCUUUUGGGAAAGCUAAACAGAGUAGACAGCUGGUCAGAGUCACAGAACCAUCAGCAUGAGAUCUGGCAUCUUGCCCCCAACAGCUUUUAAAUUAGAUAAGCUAGCCUGACCAAUGCUUAACUCUUAAUCCAUCGCCAAUAAACCUCAAUCCCUCUGCACUGUUAUUUCAGUGUUCAUUAUGUGCUGGUGGAAAUAUUCACAGAAAUGCUGUGUGUGUGUGUGUGUGUGUGUGUGUAAGAGCAAAUCGCAAAAACAAAAAAAGUUACUACAGUAUUUUUAUUGAAAUUACUUUUUGUUUAGAUUUAUCUUAGGAUAAACAUUUUAAGAGCUCCUGUGGUCUGAACUACCUGCCCUAAAUGAUAGCCCUGCUGUUACUGAGUCAUAGAAGCUCUCUAAUGUUUACAGUGAGGGUGAUAUCACAUUUUGAAUUUCUAAGGAACCUAGGUCAAGGUUCCAAGGAACCUACUUGCUGUGAGCAACUUUAGUUUGCUUCCCCUCAUAGUAGUGCAAAAUGGUACAGAAAACACAUCCCAAAUGUGGAAAACCAUUCCAGGAGUGUGAGAGUUGAUUGUUCUCAGGAAAAAAAUAUAGUAUAUUCAAAUAGUCUUGUAUUGUUGCCAUCUGAGCAGGGUACAAAUAAUAAAUUAUAUAAUAAAUAAUAAUAGUAUUAUUAAUUAUUAUUACCUGUCUGACUUGGAAGACAAUGGAGGAGUGUUUGCCUUUAGGGGUGAGAUCAAACUGUUGGAAGGUUGCAGCGCCUGCUCUGGCUGUAGAGACCGAUAUGGGAGAGACAUGUUUUGUUGCAGCUGGGGCAGAUGAAGGCGUCCGGUUUUUCUGCUACUGGUGCACCAUGGUGUUUCUUCUCUCUGCACUCCUCCCAAUGAUCAUUCCUCCUCUGGACAUUGCAAUGGAUACACAACCUGACAUGGCAACUGAUAAAGGUCUCCCUCUGCUACUUGCCUCCUCUCUUUGGCUGUGUACAUGCUCCCAUUGACUCUGCAGCUUGUGUGCUCCUACUGCUGCUAUAAGAAGCAGUAUACACAUGGCAUUAACCACAAUCAAUAUCUAUCUUGAUACUGUUAUUAUUAUUAUUAUUAAAUAGUGCACUUUGAUGCAUUCCCUCCCCCAAACCAGCUUCAAUCUGAAUUGAGAAAAAGAACAAUACUGUAUACACUAUUGCUUUAAAGCACAUUUGAAGUUAUUGGGGUGUAGGGAGGCUGUGUACACAUUAAGAGCUUAAAAUGGUACACUAUACGUUUAAGGCACUUCCCCCCCCCCCCUUCAAAUAAUACUGGGCACUGUAGUUUGCCCCUUACAGAGUUGCAGUUCCCAGCAACUCUUAACAAACUACAGUGCUCAGUAUCCUUUGAAUGUAUGCCAGAGUGACUCACACACAGUAUGUUUUAAAACUUCCAGUUUUAUUUCAAGUUUGUAUGUAUGUAUAAUUUACUUGAUUUCUUACCUGCCCUUCACAAUGAAGUUCCAGUGCAGGUUGCAACAAUUUAAAAAUGUUGUGAGCCUGAAUCCUUUCCAAUUCUUGGAUCCAGCAAGAAUUCAAUUGCUGGAAUUGCCAGGACAGCUUCUUGGCAAUUGCCUAAGUAUGGGUUGUUAAGGUAACAAAGGAAGCUCCCUCAACCGGCUGGUAAUUAAAAGGAUACCUGUCAGUCAGAAUUGUGUGUUUGAGCUAGAACCAGGCUGCAGGCUAAAGCCGGUGAAGGAGACAUGCUUGACUUCUGCUGGAAUCCAAGGCUGUGGCUAGGGGAGAAGCAAUACCUUCUUGGGGUGUUAUAUGUCUCAGGUUAGGCUCAGGUUGUGCAAAUAAAACAUAUAUCUUGAAGGCACCACAGUCUCCACUGUCCCUCAUUCCGAGGGAACCAAACCCUGGAACUCCUGGAAUCCAGCACUGCUCAGAGAUUAGGGUGGCGUGGACCAAUACAAUUUUAAAGCCAAGUUGUAAACGGUAUCCAUCUUUCCUGAAAAGAUAUGCAUGAGCUUAAUGUGCAUCAUUAAACUAUGGAACUUGCACAUUUCUCCAAGAUGAUGCCACAGUUGCUGCUUCAAGACAUUAUGCUGGAAACAUAAAGCAGCUGAAGAUACUCCCUGACAGCUUUCAGAUAAACAUGGUUAGUCAACAACCAUUCAAAGAGGAAAAGCAGGCAGGUAUGUGUGUGCUGUGCAGAAUCUUCCUGAGGCUUCUAGCUUUCAGUUUAAGAAUAAAGCAAGAUUCCAUGGCUUUAGAGAAAAUUCUGAUAAAGUAGGCCAUGCUUCUCUCUGCUGAAAGCUCAGAAACCCAAAGAACUUUGGCUUACACCUUAUAGUAGUCAGAGAGCAAAUCCAUUUCCCAUAGUUUAUUCCAAAUGCAAAAUUUUGAUUUGUUUGGUAGUCCAGCAGGGUAUGCAUUUAAGAGCACAAUGGUACUGAUUAAAACAAGGGUUCGCCACAGAAUUGAUAAACAAUGAAAGCAGAAACGCUCUUACAAUUCCCUCAUUCCUGCCCAUCUCUGGAAAACUACUACUACACCUACUCUCUAAACAAAGACAGCAUUUUGAUGUUAACUGGUAUGGGAGGAGGUGGGGACCACUGCUAUGGGGAGCUUUUGUCAGAGGAAAAGUAACAGAAAAAUCCAAGAGAAUAGAGUUCACUGUUCCUUUAGCAACCAGUGUACCUUCCUUGGGCCCCGUUUAAGAUAUUUAAGGGAUCUGCAUGCUGGUUACACUGUGAACGCAGAAGAGUUUCUUCUUCCCUACACUUUUUUUACAG
Zootoca vivipara (common lizard) is the source of this 14406-nucleotide messenger RNA. RefSeq names its product sosondowah ankyrin repeat domain family member C (gene SOWAHC). The record is from RefSeq and is a predicted model, not a curated record. NCBI's taxonomy places the organism in Eukaryota, Metazoa, Chordata, Lepidosauria, Squamata, Lacertidae. Gene Ontology annotation, molecular function: protein binding.